This is a messenger RNA of Triplophysa dalaica, 2078 nucleotides long. RefSeq names its product tumor necrosis factor receptor superfamily member 21. The coding region runs from base 54 to 1439 and encodes 461 amino acids. The record is from RefSeq and is a predicted model, not a curated record. The transcript has 9 exons. Gene Ontology annotation, molecular function: protein binding. Gene Ontology annotation, biological process: adaptive immune response; oligodendrocyte apoptotic process; negative regulation of T cell proliferation. NCBI's taxonomy places the organism in Eukaryota, Metazoa, Chordata, Actinopteri, Cypriniformes, Nemacheilidae.
AAAUGCGCUAAACUCGAACUGAGAGUCACUCAGAAGUGCACAACGCAUGCAUCAUGAAAACAUCUACCUCAUCCAGCAAGACUGCCAUCCUGCUCUUCUAUCUGCUUUUACAAGGCAGCUGCCCCAGUAACUGUGCCAAUAGUGGUGCCGAAGGAUGCUCCGACGAGAGGUACAUGUACUUUCGACAGGGACGCAGGGUCUGUGAACGCUGCACACAAAGAUGCUCCGAGGUAGAAGAGGUAGAAGUAACUUCAUGCACUUCGGCACAGAAUCGUGUGUGCCACUGCAAACCAGGUUUCUUCUGUAAAAACGGGAACAAUUAUGGCACGUUUUGCCAUAAAAAAUGUGUACCAUGUGUGCCCGGCACGUUCUCCAAUGUGGCCUCUUUGAACUCAUCCUGCACACCUUAUACAGAUUGUGCCAAAUCUGGAAAGAUAGUGCUGAAAGAGGGUACAAAGACACAGGACAGAGAGUGCGGGCUUACCCUAACCACACGCACAAUACUACCCACCCCAUCCAAAAUUAUGAUGUAUCAUGAAGUUUCCCGAACUACAGCCACAACCCCCAGCCCUACCAAUACAGAAUUCACAACCAUCAAUGCCAUAACGAUCCCCUUCAUCCAAACCAGCAAACAGGACAGAGAGUCCGGGCAUGCCAUGACCACGCCCACAACGACGACUACACCCACAAUACCAGAAACCCCAUCCAAAAUCAUCAUAGCCCUUUCUCUCACUACAGCCACAACCCCCAGCCCCAGGAAUACAGACUUCACAACCAUCGACGCCAUGAAGGUCCCCUUCAUCCAAACUAGCAACUCCCUCCCACUGUCACAUCCCAGUCAAGAGGCAUCACCAACACAUCGAAUGCGUUCACGGUCUGCGACUGGGACUACUUCUGCAAGUAGAGGGGGCAAACACCAAAUCAAGGAUUCAGACACAAUGUCAAAAGACGGUCAGAUACUAUUGAUGUUAACGAUGAUACUGAUUCUGCUGGUGGCUGCAUUCUGCAUACUGAGAAAAAGCACUGCUCUCAAAUCCUUUUACAAAUGGACAGGUUUCAUUUCUGGAAAGCAUACCAUAGCACAAAUAAGUCGUAGCGUGGAGACUGAGUUACCUCACUGCAAAGAGGUCAUAGGGCAGAACACAGGGGUGACAUCCAAUUCUGGGGGUGGACAGAGGGUCAGCAUGGAGCAAAAUGUGAAAGGAGAGAAUGUCAGCAAUACUGUAGGGUCCAUUUACAUCUACUCUCCUGGCACGGUGAUUGUGGGCUCCAACACCGGUGAUAAAAAGGAAGAUGCAGGAGACACCAAGGAAAGUGAUCCUCUCAUCACUCGACCUCAGCAGGAGUCGACUCCUCCGUCGCAGGAGGUUAAGAUACGAAUGAGCACACAGGAAGAGGAAGCGACUUUGAGUUUUCCUGUGCCUGCUACUGAAAAGUGAAAACUCAAUUUAUCUAGAAGGUCUUGAGUCAGUUUUUAAAUGGACCACAAUGCUGUGAACUCUUGGGCACUCUAGUCAGCGACCAUGAACUUACAAGCUGAAGGAUGAAAGAUACUCGUAGGCUAGCCCAACUACGAUUGUGUUGUUAACAGCGUAAAGGGUCGGUUAAGGGUUGUGGGUCAAUUUCCACUGUAAGCCAAAUGUACAAAGUGUGUUAAUGCACAAGAUUGAAAGCGUGAAGUAGGCCUAAUGGAUUGUAAAGCAACCAUUUUACACAUUGAUAAGGAUAUUAAUACUUACAGUUUUUAAACGUUUGUUGAAAAUGUAAUGUGUCCCUGAAAUUGCUGCUGUGGAAAAGUACAAUAUGUUCAGUAUUCAUACACUGUUUGCAUCUCAAAACCAGUUUGUCCUCUUUGCAAAGUUUUUCGUCUGCACGCCCUCUACAAUAAGGGCGAGAAAAACAAGCACAAUAGUGAUUUGCAAUUUAACGUAAAUGGUAGAAAACAUCUGUUGUAAAUAUAUUGUUUAAAGUGUAAAUAAACUGAGAUGUUACUGUAUGAGUUUGUGUUAUAUUGUGAGUGUGUGGGUGAUUAAUAUGCAUGUCUAAAAAUAUCUCACCCUUGGAAAGGUCUGAUUUUG